Molecule: messenger RNA, 1431 nt
Organism: Triticum urartu
Lineage: Eukaryota; Viridiplantae; Streptophyta; Magnoliopsida; Poales; Poaceae
Product: Transducin/WD40 repeat-like superfamily protein
Cellular component (GO): catalytic step 2 spliceosome
Molecular function (GO): RNA binding; protein binding
Source: RefSeq, a predicted model, not a curated record
GAAUCCUCCACGCACCCACCCCACCCUACCGCGCCGCCGGCCUCGUCUCCUCCCACCUCUCGCCCCUCCCGCCGGAUCGGCGAAACCCCCUCCCCCGCCUCCCGCCGCCUGCCCGCGGCGCCCGCUCCGACCUCGCCGUCCCCGAGCAACAGCAGCAGCAGCAGCAGCAGCGCUCCGCUUCCUCCCGCCUGGCUAGCCCCAGCCUAGGGCUUCCGCUCAGGAACGUAAAUUUCACUACAGACUUGAAGAUGUACUCCGCUCCAGGCAACAAUUCUUUGGCUCUUGCAGCCCCACGUCCAGGAAUGGAGCUGGGCAACGUGCAGCAACAUCCUAACCAGGCUUUUGGCCUUGGGCCUGGUGGGAAGCAACGCUCAUCCAGUCUGGAGGCGCCGAUAAUGCUACUCACAGGCCACCAGAGCGCUGUCUACUGCAUGAAGUUCAACCCUGCUGGAACUGUGAUAGCAUCGGGCUCCCAUGACAAGGAUAUCUUCCUGUGGUAUGUCCAUGGUGAGUGUAAGAACUACAUGGUACUGAGAGGGCACAAGAAUGCUAUCCUUGAUCUUCACUGGACCACUGAUGGGAGCCAGAUAAUCUCUGCAAGCCCUGACAAGACUUUGAGGGUCUGGGAUGUUGAAACUGGUAAGCAGGUUAAGAAGAUGGCUGAGCACUCAUCCUUUGUCAACUCAUGUUGCCCGUCACGCAAGUGGCCACCUCUUGUUGUGAGUGGAUCGGACGACGGUACAGCAAAGCUCUGGGACCUGCGUCAGAGAGGGGCUAUCCAAACACUUCCAGACAAGUUCCAGAUUACCGCCGUGAGCUUUUCAGAGGCCGCAGAUAAGGUUUUCACGGGUGGUCUGGACAACGACGUCAAGUGGUGGGAUCUUCGCAAGAAUGAAGUCACAGAAUCUCUCAAAGGACAUCAGGACAUGAUAACUGGGAUGCAGCUUAGUCCUGAUGGGUCGUACCUCCUCACCAAUGCGAUGGACAAUGAGCUCAAGAUCUGGGAUCUGCGCCCUUACGCACCAGAGAACCGCAACAUCAAGACCUUUACAGGGCAUCAGCACAACUUUGAGAAGACGCUGUUGAAGUGCAGCUGGUCACCUGACAAUCGCAAGGUCACUGCUGGGAGCGCUGAUCGCAUGGUCUACAUCUGGGACACGACAUCGAGGCGGAUCCUGUACAAGCUUCCUGGGCACAACGGUUCCGUCAAUGAGACCGCUUUCCACCCUACCGAGCCCAUCAUUGGAUCUUGCGGCAGCGACAAGCAGAUUUAUCUCGGGGAGCUUUAGGUCGCUGCCAUUUCCUCAGCUAGGAGUUCCUGUAAUAUUUGGGUAUGAAAGAGAACUCAAGACCGCAGGUACCAUGUUGCUCUGUCAGACAUUGAAUGUUGGAUUGCUGAUCGAAUUUUCAAACUGCUACUUGUUAAGUACC